Molecule: messenger RNA, 2646 nt
Organism: Cladophialophora yegresii CBS 114405
Lineage: Eukaryota; Fungi; Ascomycota; Eurotiomycetes; Chaetothyriales; Herpotrichiellaceae
Product: chitin synthase 1
Exons: 2
Coding region: 1-2646 (881 amino acids)
Cellular component (GO): cell septum; cell periphery
Molecular function (GO): chitin synthase activity
Source: RefSeq, a predicted model, not a curated record
AUGGCCGUAGAGACUACAAUACCAAUGCCUGAACCAGAGUCGGACAACGAUGUGUUUGUCAAUGGGCGUCCAAUUGUGCCCGACAACGAUCCGAGAGCGAGUCUGAAGUCUGCGCACUCGUACAUGACCGACUCAACAUUCACUGAGGAUGAUGACGGAACAGACGACAAGUUUGAUACUUACGGGCCUGCACCGGAAGGCAGACAGGACCGCAGAGGUCUGAGAUCUGCCCAGAUGGCGAAGAAAGAGGUCAGGCUGAUCAACGGAGAACUCAUCCUCGAAUGCAAGAUUCCCACCAUUCUCCACAGCUUCUUGCCGAGACGAGAUGAAAGAGAGUUUACGCACAUGCGAUACACGGCGGUUACAUGUGAUCCUGACGACUUCGUUGUACAAGGCUACAAGUUGCGCCAGAACAUUGGACCUACCGUGAGGGAAACAGAGCUCUUCAUCUGUGUCACCAUGUACAAUGAAGGCGAGAUUGAGUUUACCAGGACAAUGCACGGCAUCAUGCGCAACAUCUCCCACUUCUGCUCGAGGACGAAAUCCAGGACCUGGGGCAAAGAUGGCUGGCAGAAAAUCGUCGUAUGCAUCAUCGCCGACGGGAGACAGAAAGUGCACCCACGGACACUGAAUGCUCUGGCAGCUCUGGGGGUUUACCAGGAUGGUAUAGCCAAAAAUGUGGUCAACCAGAAGGAAGUUACGGCACACGUGUACGAAUAUACGACCCAAGUCUCCCUGGACGAGAGCCUCAAAUUCAAGGGAGCUGAGAAGGGGAUUGUCCCGUGUCAGAUGAUUUUCUGCCUGAAGGAGAAAAACAAGAAGAAACUGAACUCACAUCGAUGGUUCUUCAACGCGUUUGGAAGAGCUCUGACACCCAAUGUUUGUAUCUUGCUGGAUGUGGGCACGAAACCGGAUUCGAAAGCAUUGUACUACUUGUGGAAGGCAUUUGACCAAGACUCCAAUGUUGCCGGCGCUGCUGGUGAGAUCAAGGCGGACAAGGGCAAGGGCUGGAUGGGUCUCCUCAAUCCGCUGGUGGCUUCGCAGAACUUCGAGUACAAGAUGAGUAACAUUCUUGACAAGCCACUCGAGUCGGUGUUUGGCUAUAUCACGGUCCUGCCUGGUGCGCUAUCCGCAUAUCGAUACUACGCACUCCAGAACGAUGCCACCGGCCAUGGUCCUCUCAGUCAAUAUUUCAAAGGAGAGACACUGCAUGGGCGCGACGCAGAUGUCUUUACCGCCAACAUGUAUCUCGCCGAAGAUCGCAUUCUGUGCUGGGAGCUUGUUGCCAAGCGGGGCGAGCAAUGGGUAUUGAAGUUCGUCAAGAGCGCCUAUGGCGAGACUGACGUGCCAGACGCUGUCCCGGAAUUCAUCUCCCAGAGGCGACGCUGGCUCAACGGGGCCUUCUUCGCAGCAGUCUACUCUCUGGUCCACUUCAAGCAAAUCUGGCAUACCGACCACACGCUGACCCGGAAGAUUUUGCUGCACGUCGAGUUCAUCUACCAGUUCAUUUCCCUCCUCUUCACCUUCUUCUCCCUCGCCAACUUCUACCUCACCUUCUACUUCAUCGCCGGGUCCCUUGCAGAUCCCGUCAUAGAUCCAUUUGGCCACCAUAUCGGGAAAUACAUCUUCGUCGUUCUGCGCUACAUCACCGUCCUCUUGAUCUGUCUGCAAUUCAUCCUCAGUUUGGGCAACCGACCGCAGGGUGCGAAGAAGCUCUUCACAGGUACCAUGGUCACCUACUCAGUCAUCAUGGCCUACACGACCUUUGCCGCACUGUACAUUGUCAUCAAACAGCUCACCACGCAUGCCUUGGAGAACACAGAUCCCGACCAACCAUACAAGCUCGGCAACAACAUUUUCACCAACCUCAUUGUUAGCACCAUAAGCACUGUCGGCUUGUACUUCCUGAUGUCAUUCUUGUACCUGGAUCCAUGGCACAUGUUCACCAGCGCAGGACAAUAUUUUGCUCUUCUACCGUCAUACAUUUGUACCUUACAAGUGUACGCCUUUUGCAACACUCACGACGUGACAUGGGGAACCAAAGGCGACAAUGUUCUACACACCGAUCUCGGUGCUGCAAAGGCAAUUGGGCCCGGCGGUAAUACUGUCGAAGUUGAAAUGCCCUCUGAACAACUGGACAUCGACUCGGGUUAUGACGUGGCACUCCGAAACCUGCGGGAUAGGAUCGAAGUAGCGAAACCGCCCGUCAGCGAGAAUCAGCUGCAGGAGGACUACUACAAAUCUGUACGGACGUACAUGGUGUCCAUCUGGUUGACCUGCAAUGCUGUACUUGCCAUGGCCGUGUCAGAGGCGUACCCCGUCGGGAGCCACGUCGGAAGUAACUUCUACUUGACCUUCAUCUUGUGGGCUGUCGCUGCGCUGGCUAUAUUCCGAGCCAUCGGAUCAAGUGCUUUCGGAAUCAUCAACAUUAUCUCGGCGAUCGCAGAAGGGCGACUACAAGCUAAAUUCGAACGCAUCUUUGGUGGAGGAGACGAGAAUGGGCGGCGUCGUCAGGGACUGGGAAGUGGUCUCUCAGAGAGCGGCAAGACCGGUGUCAGUGGUGGAAGUAGUGGUAGCGCAGGCAUCAGCUUGAGUGAAGUCACGAGCAAGAUUUCGGAAAAGUUCAGCUGGAUGAGCAGGAAGUAG